AGCUUGUUGCGUCUGUCCCUGACAAAGCACGACUAGGAGCUCCUAAAUCUCUUUCAUCUCAGUAUCCUUUUCAUAUUCAACUAAAUGUACAUGCUUAAUAUUUAUAAAUUGUCGACUUGGUUAAAAUCAGUUAUCUCAGUCUUUUUGUCGUAGGAAUUUCAUCAACUCCUAAAUAUCUUUCAUCUCAGUAUCCUUUUAUACUAUACUAAAUAUGCAUGGUUAAUAUUUAUGAAGGAUUGUUCACUUGGUUAGAAUCUGCUUCUUUCAGUCUCUGUGUCAUGGAAACAUAUCUGCUGAGUAUUUCCUUGUAUCCAGAUCUUAAGUUGGGCAACUAUGGUCUUUGUUUAUUCUUGACUAAGGUUCUUAGUUUGUUUUUCCAGAGCAUCACUAUUCAGCUUCUGGAUGGAGCAGAAGAAAAAAGCUGGGAGUUAUAUGAUAAAGAAGUUUUAUUUCAUGGCACUGAUGUGGAUGAUACCUUCCAGUUUGUUGCAGAAAUGUUUGCUCGCAUUUGUCGACGUGGAUCGACCGAAUUGCUAGUAAAUGAGGUGAUCCUCCGAAUCCGCAGACGUGUACAAAGAUUUUUAUUGUCCCAUAAAGGUACAAUCACCGAGAACAGUAUCAAGUCAAACUCCGAUUUUCAGUUCUGGUUCUUGAUGAUAGAAAUCCUUAGAGAUGCUUAUGUUGUGGAGAAAAUGAUUGAGAGAAUCCUGCAUCAGCUGGCAGCUGAAUGUGAACAUGACACCGAAGCAUAUUGGAUACUAUGGAUAUUGUUCCAUCGGGCAUUCCAACAUCAAAUAACAAUCAGGUCUAUACUCCGAGGACUGCGCCUUAUGCUAGUGAGGAAAUUGAUGUGGUUCGUGAGCAAUGGGCGAAGUUUUUUACCACCAAGUAUUUAUUAUUGACCUGAGGGCGCUUGAUCGUGUUGGUUUAGAUGUUAUAGAACAAUCUUUUAUGUUAAAAUGUAUGCGUACGUUGAAAUUGGAACGUAAAUAUAUUUAAAUGUAUCGGUAUGUGCACUUUUGGUUUUGGGAUAUAUACAAAACUCCAGUUGUUGUUUUUAUAUUUGUUAUACAGGUUGCGUUAUUCUAUUAUUGUUUUGACAGGUUUCUAUA
This is a messenger RNA of Spinacia oleracea (spinach), 1112 nucleotides long. RefSeq lists its product as uncharacterized. Gene Ontology annotation, molecular function: Hsp90 protein binding; telomeric repeat DNA binding. The transcript has 3 exons. Gene Ontology annotation, cellular component: cytosol. Bases 216 to 902 code for a protein of 228 amino acids. Gene Ontology annotation, biological process: 'de novo' cotranslational protein folding. NCBI's taxonomy places the organism in Eukaryota, Viridiplantae, Streptophyta, Magnoliopsida, Caryophyllales, Amaranthaceae. The record is from RefSeq and is a predicted model, not a curated record.